Molecule: messenger RNA, 7519 nt
Organism: Lytechinus pictus (painted urchin)
Lineage: Eukaryota; Metazoa; Echinodermata; Echinoidea; Temnopleuroida; Toxopneustidae
Product: nitric oxide synthase 3-like
Exons: 24
Coding region: 286-4458 (1390 amino acids)
Biological process (GO): nitric oxide biosynthetic process
Molecular function (GO): flavin adenine dinucleotide binding; calmodulin binding; nitric-oxide synthase activity
Source: RefSeq, a predicted model, not a curated record
AUCUCCAUCAUGCAUGCAACUUCCGAUAAAGGAAAAUAUACACGGGGUCAAAUCUAAAAAGGCACAAUUUGAGGAACACUUUACAUGAGAGUGAUAACCAUGCAGUGCACUUGGGGCCUUUAAUUCGGUCAUCGACAGUGAGAAUGACUGUGAACUGUCAACGUCGAAUCGGUAUCCCAUCGGUAUAAAGAAAAAAUCGAUGUGCUGAAGAUUUAAAUCUUCGAACCGGACCUUAAGAGAUAAGCAUCACAUCAAGGACUUCGCCUGUGCCAAUCGUGAUUAAAUAUGGACCAGGAAGAGAUCGACGAUGGAUUAGCUCCUCAUGAGAUGGUGAACGGCUUGGGGGACGAUCUCGGCUUAAUUUCCGUCGACGAUGGGCUUGAGUGUGAAAACACAGGGGAAGAAGAAGUGAGGACGGAUGAUCAUGAUGAUGAUAUCGCAGAUGGUGGCGAAAAAGAGGAUUCAGAGCCUGUGUCAGAGAAGCAACCCACUGAUCAGCAAGCGGAAAGUACGACAUCCUCCUCCUUGUCGUUUGAUACAACACCUGCCCUCAUGUCGACUACUCCUGGUCGUUUUGUCUCCCUAUGGAUACCGAAUGACACUACAGAGACAGAGAAACCUGACAAGCCGUUACCGAGUUCGUCUCUCACAGUUCGACGUUCUUUAGAACGAUCACCUCCAAAGAAGAAAGACGCCGUGGUGCUCCUCAACCACCUCGACGGAUCCGAGUUCACUGACACCCUCCACUCCCAGGCAAUCGAACAGGAAACUACUAACCUAUCCAGAGACGAGAAGACCGAUUCAGUGACGUCACCAACCCGUCAGAAACCCCCUCCAAGAUCUCAAGAUGAAAAGAUACGCCUGGCUCGGGAGUUCAUCGACCAAUAUUAUGCGCAUGCUCAGAGGUCAGGAACUGUAUCUCACGAGCGUCGCCUGUAUGAAGUUCAAACGAGCAUCAAAGAAAGUGGUUCAUAUCAUCUCACUGAAGCUGAGCUCAUAUUCGGGGCAAAGUCAGCAUGGAGAAACCUUCCACAGUCUAGAUGCCGAAUUUAUUGGAAUAAGCUACAGGUUUUCGAUGCUAGAAAAGUGACAAAUUCUCGUGAUAUGUUCGAGAUGCUGUGCAAGCAUUUACUGUAUUCGACAAACAAGGGAAAUGUGAGGCCGGCUAUAACAGUAUUCCCACCUCGUAAAGGCGACAGUCAAACGGAUUUCCGGAUUUGGAACUCACAGUUGAUCGGAUAUGCAGGGUAUCGGCAACCCGAUGGAUCAGUGUUGGGGGAUCCGAGCAAUCUUGCAUUUUCUGAGGUUUGUCGAACUCUUGGAUGGCGGAGUGAUCGAACCCGUUUCGAUGUCCUUCCGCUUGUUCUCCAGGUCAAUGGUGAGGAUCCUGAGGUCUUUGAAAUCCCACCCGAGCUGGUUCACGAAGUGGAAUUAUCGCAUCCAGAGCUUCGAUGGUUUAUGGAUUUGAAGUUGAAGUGGUACUCGAUGCCUUCCUAUGCCAAUUUCAUGCUAGAUAUUGGCGGUAUCCAGUUCCCAGCCUGCCCCAUUAAUGAAUGGUAUGUUGCAUCGGACAUCGCUAAUAAUGCUCUCUGUGCACCGAAGCGUUACGACAUGCUUAGGAUGAUUGCUGAUCGUUUGGGUCUUGAUGUAUCGUGCACAGACUCACUUUGGAAGGAUAGGACACUGGUUGAAAUGAAUGUAGCAGUUCUUCACAGCUUUCAGCAAUAUGGCGUUACGAUCAUGGAUCAUCACACAUCAUCAAUGGAGUUUAUGAAUUUUUUUGCUUCCGAACACGAGGUUAGGCAAGGUUGUCCAACGGACUGGAGAGCCGUGGUUUCCCCGCUGACCGCCAGCGUGACUUCGCUCUUUCAUCAAGAAACACUCAACUAUCAGCUGAUGCCAACCUUCACUGUUCAGGAAAACCCGUGGAAUAAAGCAGAAUGGAAAUCUAAGUUAUCAUCUGGAAAGCUAAGCAUAGAUAGAAUUCGUUCACCGGGAGCAGAUCCAUCACGGUUUUCAUCACGCAUUUUACGUCGGGCCCUCUCUGGCACAUUCAAGGCUACUGUACUCUAUGGUGGGUUCAGCAAAUCCGAAUACUAUGCGAAGAAAGUGUACGAAACAUUUCGAAAGGCCUUCGACAUUCGUCUGCUUCGCAUGGAUGAAUAUGACGUCAUGAAUCUGGAGCACGAGAAUCUUUUGUUGGUUGUAACAAGCACGCAUGGCAACGGGGAACCGCCUAGCAACGGACAGGACUUCUGUCGCUAUCUGAUGGAAAUGUCAGAAAAUAACAACAAUGUAUCGUCCAUUCCUCAAUCACCGGUUUCUCCACGAUGUGAGAAGUUUUGCGAUGGGAACCCUCUAACCGAAGCGACUAGUGAAGGAGGGUUUAAGCUAAGAGGAAGUGGAAUUCUAGGGAGUCUCAGCUAUGGAGUGUUUGGGUUAGGAUCGAGUAUCUACCCAUAUUUCUGUGCCUUUGCCCGCGGUGUGGAUCUGAUGUUUGACUCGCUAGGAGGAGAUCGACUCGUCGACAUGGGAUGGGGUGAUGAGAUGGGAGGACUAGAUGAAACCUUCGAUGGAUGGCUCAUUAAAACUUUCAUGGCCGCAUGUGAGAAGUUUCAUAUUGGAGACAGUGCCUCUGGAAUAACACCGAACCUUGCUACGGUCGCACCUGGCACAGACUGGGCGGCGUCCAAAUUCAGGAUCUACGCAGCAGGAAUAGAUGUUAAGUCUAGUGCUCCUGUACCUGAUCUAUGUGAUGCUCUGAGUCACCUUCAUGACCGGAAGGUCUACCCUUGUAACAUCAUCUCAAGGAAGAGUCUUCUACCACCGGAAUCCAGUCGUUCAACUAUCCUAGUCCGCCUCAAUACCAACGGGGAAAAGGAGAUGGCGUACCAACCCGGUGAUCACGUGGCUUUCUUCCCAUCCAAUGAAAGCGCAGUAGUCACUCGUGUGCUCAAGCGACUCGACUACCAAAAAUCUCCCGAUGCAAUAUUCAAGUUGGAAAAGCUUGAGCCGCGGGAGACACAACUCGGUACGUUAAAAGUUUGGACAACUGUUUCUCGUUUACCUACUUGCUCAAUGCGGACCGCUCUGGAGCGCUUUCUGGACCUCACCACUCCCCCAACACCAGACUUCCUCCGCCUUCUAGCAACUAGGGCUACAGACCCGAGAGAUAAAGAGAAGCUUGGUAUACUUGGUAUGGGAUCCAAUGAAUACGAAGAGUGGAAGUGGGAGAACUGGCCCAACAUGGCAGAGGUGCUAGAAGGAUAUCCCUCUCUCAAGGUUCCAGCAUCGCUUCUACUCACCGAGCUACCUCUUCUACAGCCAAGAUAUUACUCCAUCAGCUCCAGUCCAAAGCAGUACCCUAACGAGAUCCAUGCUACAGUAGCAGUGGUCUCGUAUCAUCCUAACGGAGGCCGAGGCCCAGUACAUUAUGGAACAUGCUCUUCUUGGCUAUAUCGAGUGUGGAAGGAUGAUGUCAUACCAGCCUUCGUGAGCUCAACCCCAUACUUCCAUCUUCCUGCGGACAAGUCUGCUCCAGUCAUCUUGGUAGGACCUGGGUCUGGUAUCGCUCCCUUCAGGUCCUUCUGGCAGGAUAGACAGGCUGACUUGCGUCACCUUGCCUCGUUUAAGAGAGAGCUUGCCAACAACAAUAAUACCGAAGAAACGGACGUGAAGGAUCGCCGCGGUGAAGGAGAUGGUUUGGACACCUUCGGGGAUAUAACCCUGGUGUACGGAUCCAGAAAUGCCAAAGAAGACUUGUACAAAGGAGAGACGUCAGUGGCUAAAGAUGAGGGCGCCCUUACUGCUGUCAUGACAGGGUAUUCUCGGGAUCCUGGCAAGCCUCGAAAAUACGUACAAGACAUUCUCAAAGACCAUCCUUGGUUAGUUUACAAUGUUCUAUAUCGCCGUCAUGGCCAUAUCUAUGUCAGUGGGGAUGUCAUCAUGGUGAAAGAGGUCAGCAACACUAUCGAGAGCAUUAUUUCUCAGUUUGGUCGUCUAGGGGCAGUAGAGGCAAGAGAUUUUGUCCGGAAAAUGAAGGACGACGAUCGUUAUCACGAGGAAAUGUACGGCCUAACUUUACAUGUUGGUGAGGUCAUGGAGAAAAUACGUGUAAGUAAGAAAGGUACCCAGGUGAUGGUGAUGAAGAAUGAAGGUCCCAAGCUUCAACCUAUCAUUGGUAGAAAGGGAGCAGCACUUGCAAAGCAACAAGAGGCUCUUCGCCAAGGAAUUCCAGGAUCGCCCACCAUGCCCCGACUGCGCAGGCGCGUGACAGCCACUAUUCUUAUGCGGUAUAAUAGCUUGAUGGGAAAGGACAAGAAGAAAACAGAAAAUGAAAAACCAAUGGCAGGAGUUAGACUACGAAAACCCACAGAUGACAUCGCGGCCCGAAGGAGACGCUAUGAGGACGGUCGACGUUACAGUACUGGCAGUUCAAACCGUGUUGUAAAAGCUUGAAUUCCUUGAAAUACUAUUAGUAUACAUCUUACUUUACAAAAUGAAAAUAAACAUUGUUGUUUGAUCCAUCAAUUGUUUUAAGUGGUAUAGGUAAAUAUUUCCCGUGCUCACAGAAUUAGAUUAGUUGAGGAAUAGUCCAUGGGUGUUAAAAGUAGGUCAAACUUCAUCAAGUAGCCUUCUCCUCGAGGAAAUCUCACGGAGACGUCUCCGCAGUCGAGGAUGUACUUAUUCUAUGCGACAUCUCUUUAUAAACUGAUGAAGACGUCUCUGCAACUAGCCAAAUCUGGAGUCGUCUAACUAGCUAGUCGCGAUCUAGUUGCACGUCCAGAGACCCUUAACCUUCAGUUGAUUCAUAUGUAUAUUCUCUGUAAAUAGUAUGUUCACCAAUGGAAAUUAUCUGAUCACUAUAAGUAAAUGUAUAUGCUCGAUAAUGAAAUGACUUACAAUUCCACAUUGGUUUGUUUUAAGUUGAUGUAAGAAUUAAAUUUUGUAAAGGGAUUUGAUGAAGAAAUGUUAGUGAUGACGAUUACACUGUAAAAACUGUGGUGUUAAAACUGACACCAGUGGGUGUUAAUAGAGGACCACACCCUCUGGUGUUAAAAGUACACACUAGAGAUUGAAUAUAACACCAAAGAGUGUACAUGUAACAACCAAAGAUGUUGCAAUAACACCUAUAGGUGCUAAACUAACACUGUCAAUUUAACACCGGUGUGAUAUCACUGGUGUGGUCCUCUAUGUACACCGGUUAACACCGCAGUUUUUGCUGUGUACGAUUAUGAUAGAAUAUUUUUUUUAGAUAAAGAAUCGUCCGGAAGAAGAAAAUAACAAGUCUUUAUUUUGAUGACGUUAUAGUCAAUUUUAAACCAAUAUAAUCGUUUAUACAGGUUGACUUCGAAUAUUUCUACAUAAUUCAAAUGCGAUUGUGAAGCAUUUACAAGCUGUGCUAAUAUCAAAAUUAACAUUUGAUUUAUUUGUAUCAACUUUGUGAAGACAGUCAGUCUGCAAGCCCCUAUGUUAAUGAGCAAAUGAGCAAGAUUUAUCCAAGUCCUCUCGUGGCUGAAUUCAUGUCCCUGCAAAUCUCGUGAAUUGUGAGACUUUCUUUCUCAAAGAAUUGAACCAUUUUUUCCUUGAGUAAAAUUGAUUAUUUUUGUACCAUGGGAAAGUUUAAACGUUACUCUUUUAUAAUGAUUGUUUCUUUUGAAUAAAAUAUCAUGAUAAAUAAGUGAGUUUCAGGCCUGAAAAGAUGCCUCAAACAGAGUUUUAUUCCUCUGUUUUCUCUUGCAAAUUGUUCAAAAUUUUGUGUUUUAGGCACAAUCAUUAUUAAUUUAUAUCAUCAGAAAGCUCAAACUCUACUUUCAUACAAUGUCACUCUUGAUAUGUGACACCUUUUAGAUGGGUCAGCAGCCAGCUUUUUCCACCAAAAUGCAAGACGAGAUUUCUGAAAUUGCUGAGUAGCAUAAAAUCCAGAGUUCUGAUUGGUUGAACAGUGUUUUCAAAACAACAGGCGCGGGCAAUUUGAAGAGAUUACCACAUGGUGAGUGUGACCUUGCAGAGGCCCAGUGUGGGAACAUUGGAAUUUGCUUGGGUUUGUGGUCUCUAUGACCAAUCAGAGUGCAGUAUUCUUGUUUGAAAACUGCUAAAUGUACUUGGCCUAUGAAAAGCUGGCUGACCCAUCUAAGAUACAUCUUCUUAUAAAACCUAUAUAUUAAAGCUCAGAUCUUCAGCUUUAUCAUAAACCAAAAAUUAUUUGGGCCCAACCAGAAAUCAAUUGUAAAAACAACAACUUUUGUUUCAUGAAAAUAAUUAUUUUGUUUCAUGUUUUAGAUCAAAAGUUUCACCUAUAUUACAAAAUACUUUCAAAAAUCAAGACACAUGACCUGAAAGAAUUAUUUUUCUUCCUUAUAAAGAUACCAAAAACAUGAAAUUUUGUCAAUAUUUAGAGCAGCAAUGACCGAAUAAAAAGAUAUGUUUUCGUCCACACCAAGCUCAUUAACAAUGUAAAAACCCUCUAGUCAUGAAUAUCACUUGGAUAAAAGAAGCUACUUUUUGAGGGCUUGACGACUGACUGAAGAUCACAGAUCUUAACUGAAACGGUAAUGAUCAGACGUUGAUAGGCUGCUGAUUAAUGCGGCCAGUUUCAUUCGCUAUCAAUUAUAGCAUAGUUGCCAUGUAUAUAUCAUGGAUAAAAGAACAAGGAUGAUCUCACCACUUAUUGAGAAUCCAUUUUAUUUAUUUGUUCUUACUUUUGUUGGUAUUUUACUUUCAUCGUGAUUCGAAGUUUGCCUUUGGGGCACUAACCGAGCAAUCAUACCUUUUUGCUGGAUAAGCUUAUAUCCAGGGAACUGACCAAGGCCUCUCUUCUCCGAAAAUUGAUUAAUUAUAAAGCCUUACUCCAGAGUGAUGUUUCACUGAUUUGAUUCUUAAAUUUACCCUUUUCAGAUCGGAAUAUCAAUUUCAUAAGCAUUAUACAAUUAAACAAGCAACACGAUGAAUUGUCACAGAAUGAAUUAACCAAGUUAUAGUAUUUUCAAGUCUGUUAUUUUUGUUACAAGAUAAAUAUUCUUAUUGCUGAUGAUUUUUUAGCUCAUCAUUGACUGUUGGUCAUUGUACCAGUGAACCCCAACUUAUUGUCCUUUAAAAGUCAUUAAUCAUGAUAAUGUUUGUAACCUUAAUGGAAAUAUAAUUGUGUUAUCUUGCUAUAAGUUAUGUUUGGUUUUUAUUUAUUCACAGUGAAAUACAUUAACCUGUCAAGUUGACGGCUGAAUUCUGUAAUUCCCAUUGGCUUUGUACAUGGAUCAUCCGGUUCCAGCAUGGACCUAGUAGGUCCAUGGAUCCAGUAGGCAAUGGGUUAAAAGUGGUAGUAUCCAUCGAGAUAGAUGGCGCCAUAUAAAUGCCAAUUAUUAUUAUCAUUAUUAUAUUCCAUCGUCUUCUCACUCAUGAUGUAUUCAUGAAGAUAUAGAUACAUUUUCUCAUGGAUAACUUUCAUAAAUUGUGUUUGUCUUUCUUUUGUUGGGUUGUUGAAUGGUGUUAUUUAUUUUGAAUAAAAGGUCUUAGAAACUUC